AAACCGGAUGAUCCUCAUGACAAAUAAUCGUGAUAACCUCCUGAUGACCUAGGUAAGCAAUUUUCGACCGAAAAACAAAGAUAUUUCAUCCUGAUUCUGUCAAAUGUCAGAGAGUGCUGUGAACACACUUGAAAAAGUCAACUGGAGGGUUAACGUUAUAAUAUCUUCGAGGGAUCUUUCAAAAGUUCUUGAGCCGAUUGUAUAUCUCGAGCUCGUAAUGGCAGAUGGGAAAAUCGAAAGCCUCGAAGUGCCUGUGUCCAAGUUCCACACCCUUCGUCAGAAUGUCGCCUUACUUCUCAAGGAAAUCGACACUGUUAACAGAAAGGGUUCAAAUAUUCUAAGACUGAUCGGCCCAUCUCAAUUUUCCUAAAUCACUCAUUUAUAAUUCACAUUUUUUGUUUUGUUACAAUUAUUACCUUACUUUGGUGAGUUGACUUAAGGUAUUAUUUUAUAACAGUAUGGAAACAGAAAUAAAGUGCUGCUUACAUUGUCA
Messenger RNA from Cimex lectularius (bed bug), 493 nucleotides. It is a transcript of the gene LSm-4, whose product is annotated as COMM domain-containing protein 5. Gene Ontology annotation, cellular component: nucleus. The transcript is spliced from 2 exons. Lineage: Eukaryota; Metazoa; Arthropoda; Insecta; Hemiptera; Cimicidae. The coding region runs from base 104 to 370 and encodes 88 amino acids. The record is from RefSeq and is a predicted model, not a curated record.